Messenger RNA from Orcinus orca (killer whale), 2129 nucleotides. It is a transcript of the gene PTGER3, whose product is annotated as prostaglandin E receptor 3. Bases 262 to 1515 code for a protein of 417 amino acids. Gene Ontology annotation, cellular component: plasma membrane. Gene Ontology annotation, molecular function: prostaglandin E receptor activity. Lineage: Eukaryota; Metazoa; Chordata; Mammalia; Artiodactyla; Delphinidae. Gene Ontology annotation, biological process: inflammatory response; intestine smooth muscle contraction; phospholipase C-activating G protein-coupled receptor signaling pathway. The transcript has 3 exons. The record is from RefSeq and is a predicted model, not a curated record.
CGGCCGGGCACCUCCACACGCCUGGGAGCCGGACGCAUCCCGGAGCCGACUGCGCGGCUGCCUGUGUCUCCGGAAAGCCCCGCCGCCGCCGCCGAAGUGGCGAAGUGAGGCGGCGGCUGAGCCCCGCAUCAUGGAGGGCAGCUCCGCCGCGGCCCCGGCCCCAGCCCCAGUCUCCACCGACAACCGCCGCCUCCCGCGUCCGGUCUGCCGGCUCUCGUCGCUGCUCUCAGGGCUCCGUUCCUUCCUCACCUCGAAGACAGUAUGAAGGAGACGCGGGGCCAUGAGAGUUCCCCUUCCUGCACGCGCCUCAACCACUCCUACCCCGGCAUCUGGGCGCCGGAGCGCUCCGCUGAGGCGCAGAGCAACCUAACGCGUCCCGCGGGGCCCGGCGAGGAUUUCGGCUCGGUGUCUGUAGCCUUCCCGAUGACCAUGCUGAUCACUGGCUUCGUGGGCAACGCGUUGGCCAUGCUGCUCGUGUCUCAGAGCUACCGGCGCCGGGAAAGCAAGCGCAAGAAGUCGUUCCUGCUAUGCAUCGGCUGGCUGGCGCUCACCGACCUGGUAGGGCAGCUGCUCACCAGCCCGGUGGUCAUCGUCCUGUACCUGUCCCACCAGCGCUGGGAGCAGCUCGACCCGUCUGGGAGACUGUGCACCUUCUUCGGACUCAUCAUGACCGUCUUUGGGCUCUCUUCGCUCUUCAUCGCCAGCGCCAUGGCCGUCGAGCGGGCGCUGGCCACCCGGGCGCCGCACUGGUACUCGAGCCACAUGAAGACGAGCUCCACCCGCGCCGUGCUGCUCGGCGUGUGGCUGGCGGUGCUCGCCUUCGCCCUACUGCCAGUGCUGGGCGUGGGUCAGUACACCAUCCAGUGGCCCGGGACGUGGUGCUUCAUUAACACCGGGGCAGGGGGCAAUGGGACUAGCCCUUCGACCAACCGGGGCAACAUUUUCUUCGCUUCCUCCUUUGCUUUCCUGGGGCUGUCAGCGCUGGCAGUCACCUUCGCCUGCAACUUGGCCACCAUUAAGGCCCUAGUGUCCCGCUGCCGGGCCAAGGCCACGGCGUCGCAGUCCAGCGCCCAGUGGGGCCGGAUCACGACCGAGACGGCUAUCCAGCUCAUGGGGAUCAUGUGCGUGCUGUCGGUCUGCUGGUCGCCGUUGCUGAUAAUGAUGUUGAAAAUGAUCUUCAAUCAUACAUCAGUUGAGCACUGCAAGUCGUACACAGAAAAGCAGAAAGAGUGCAGCUUCUUCUUAAUAGCUGUUCGCCUGGCUUCACUGAACCAGAUCUUGGAUCCCUGGGUUUAUCUGCUGCUAAGAAAGAUCCUUCUUCAAAAGUUUUGCCAGCUUUUGAAACGACACUCAUAUGGAACAGGCAUGGAGGGUGGGACAGAGAACAAAGAGAAAGAGGUGAAGGAAAACCUGUGUAUUUCUAACUUGUCAAGAUUCUUCAUCCUUUUAGGCCAUUUCACAGAAGCAAGGAGAGGAAGAGGCCACAUUUAUCUUUUCAUAAUUGAGCAUCAGUAGGACAAAGUGAGGAGUAGCCAGUGUUCUUUUCUGUAAGAGUGAAUGUUAAAUUCACUCAACUCAUCACUGACUGCUAAACUCUUUUUCUUCCCAAUCUUCCUGCAUAUAUAUGAAAUAUCUUACCUUCUCCCUCUUCUUUAACCAAACAAUUUUGUACAAAUAGCAUAAAGUUGAACAUUUCUUUAAGGAAACAAAUUAAAAAUAGGCACUGAUUAUUUUGAUCUGUUUACAACAAAUGAAUAUAUUAUUUUCAAAAUGUAUCUAAGUAAGAAUUGAAAUCAUUGGCACUUCAAUCAAUCAUGUAAAACUCAGUAUAGAAAGUGUACAUUUCUCCACCUCUCCUACUCAGCACCCCAUCCCUACACACUUGGUUAAAUGGGAAGGUAUACUGUUGUCACCUUUAUGUAGUUAGUUAUCUUAAGUGUAUUUAAACAUAUCUUCCAGUAUGUUUUAAAGGGUAGUCUUCAAUAUGGUGGAGACGAAAAAUAAAAGAGACUAUGAAAAGUACAUCAGAAUUUUGACGGCAUUCUAGUCAGAGCCAGUCUGUGUACUUAACAAAUGUACGUUAUUUAUGUUGUGCUUGUCAAUGGAAAAUAAAGUCGAAUAUUCUGAAA